UUCUCGCUCAUCUCUAAUUCAAUAAUAUAAUUCGAUUUUGUUUGUAGUUUGCCAUCUUUUAACGAGAAACAACAGCAACAUGUCAAACAAAAUUCAAGUCUCCCUUCCCGAGGAGGAAUUGGAUUGGAUACAAUUGCGCCAGGACCUGGGACCGGUUGUCGAGGUGGAAACGACAAAGGAAAAGCUUCAGCGCAAGAUAAAGGAGAACCCGCUGGUUCCACUGGGAUGCCUGGCGACCACAGCGGCUCUCACAGCCGGCCUAUACAACUUUCGCACUGGCAAUCGCAAGAUGUCGCAGCUGAUGAUGCGCACUCGAAUCGCGGCUCAGGGCUUCACCGUUUUUGCUCUGAUAGUCGGCGUCGUCAUGACUUACACUGACAAAAAAUAACACUCUUAUAAUCUUAUGAUCCAAAAUAUAUAGGCUGAACUUGAAUUCAGUUUUGUUAUUUUAGUACGCUGCUAAAAAAGUUACCACCUACGGGUUCUAACUCAUAUAAAUGUAAAAAUACAUGUUGACUUUAUAUAUAGUUUUUAAAACAUAUCUUACUUCUGUAAUGUGUCGACUUAUUAUAUGUGGGCAGUUUAUUAACUUAAUCCUACUUAAUUGGCUAUUUUAAUGUAAUAGUUCGAGCUGUGAUCAACCAAUACGUUUUAAGAAUUAGAUAACACGAGCACAUUAAUAAAUUGCAUAAAUUUUUAA
This is a messenger RNA of Drosophila elegans, 700 nucleotides long. Its product is annotated as HIG1 domain family member 2A, mitochondrial. NCBI's taxonomy places the organism in Eukaryota, Metazoa, Arthropoda, Insecta, Diptera, Drosophilidae. Bases 80 to 388 code for a protein of 102 amino acids. Gene Ontology annotation, biological process: mitochondrial respirasome assembly. The transcript is spliced from 2 exons. Gene Ontology annotation, cellular component: mitochondrion. The record is from RefSeq and is a predicted model, not a curated record.